Molecule: messenger RNA, 1176 nt
Organism: Candida dubliniensis CD36
Lineage: Eukaryota; Fungi; Ascomycota; Pichiomycetes; Serinales; Debaryomycetaceae
Exons: 1
Coding region: 1-1176 (391 amino acids)
Source: RefSeq, a predicted model, not a curated record
AUGUCAGCAACGGUAAUUAAUAAUGGACAGGCAAAAGCAAAGACUCCUCUUAAAAAGGAAGAACUUGAACAAAUAGCUCGUCAAUUAAAGAAAAAGUUAUCCAAAGCAAGUAUAACUGCUAAACAAUCAUUAUCACCAACUAAUAUCAAAACCUCCACUAUAAUCUUACCAAAAUCAUCUCCUCUAAAAAGUUAUAUUAUGAAGAAUAAUAGUAACGAACAAUCUCCCACAAAUAAUAUCAAUAACUUAUCUUCAUCUCCAAUUAACUUGUAUUCACCAAAUGGCAAAUCACCUACUCAUAUAAGGACACCAGCUGCUGCGUUUUUAUCAUGUUCACCUUUGAAAAAUGUAGCCCAUGCUGAUACUAGUGCUGCUGAUGAUAUGAUGCUAGAUAGUCCCACCAAGAGAAGAAAAACAUCGCCUCGUAAAAUGGUAUUACGAGAAAUCACCCCAGAAAAGCCAAAGACAGAGAGCACACUUAAACCAUCAUUAGAACUAACCUCUACUCCGACUAAGAAACCAGAAUCACAAUCACAAUCACAAUCACAAUCACCACCAAAAGACCAAGCAACAACUCCUACUAUGGCCAAACGAGAAUUAUCAUCACAAUCAUCUUCUUCUCAAAAUGCACUUUUAAAGACCCCAAAGCAAAACUCUAAUGGGAAUGGUUAUAAUGAUGCUGAAGGAGCUGAUUUAUUGAUGUAUUUGGCCACUUCUCCAUCUCCUGCCAGACCAUAUCUUUCAAAUACACCUAGAGGUAUUAAUAAACCACUUCCUUCAAUACUGCAAUCUUCACAACCAUCACAAACAUCGACAAGUACUGCUAAUGCUAGUUCUAGUGCUGGUUCUGGUUCUGGUGCUGGUGCUGGUUCUGGUGCCAAUUCUGGUGCUAGUGCUAGUACGUCGUCAUCAGCUUCUGCCUUCCUUGCCCCACCACCACCAGUGACGCCGAAAAGAGUUAUAAAUUCACAUUCCACAAGAACUCCACAGAAUAGAUUAACACCAUUUUUCAAUACUUUAAAUGCUAAUGGGUUACCAUCUCAAGGUUUGGCUUUAACCCCUACAAGUUUUAAUAUGAAUGAUUAUGUGACGUUUUUCACUCCUUCACCAGGAGGUGCAUUCAAUAAGAAUUUGUUAAAGACUCCUGAUUUUCAUAAUUCAUUACUGAAAAAGUGA